GCACAACACCACGAUAGCUCCCCGGACGCCUCCCGGUAUUGUUACUCCCUAGGGCUAUUCACAUCUUUACAACUCGGUGAAUCUUGAGAGAGGAACUCCAAUAUUGACGUCCAGAAGAGCGGCAGGGAGCUGGGAGGGAGAGACGCGCGCGGGAACGUGGAGAGCGAGCGGCUGGGGUUUCUGAGGGACACAUUUUGAGGUUGCACCCGGCUGAGGAUGGCUGAUCCUACCUCUCAGCCAGAACCGCCAGCACCUCAGGAAGUCAGUAGCGAGUUUAAGAAGCCGGUUUUGCCGGUGUCUCCGGCUGUGCGGAGCAAGGCGCCAGCCUCCAGUCCCCCCACCCCUGAGGAUGUGGAGAAGCAAUGUCCCACGGUGCUGCUGGACCCCGGCUGUAGGGAGCCUGAGGUCCCAUCGCCGACUCGGCCGGACAGCGGGGAGACUGGGAGUCCGCCGGAGGAGCAGCUCCGAUCCCCGCGGGUAGCUGCUGCUUCCGGCGUUCCGGCCCGGGCUCCGCCAUACCAAGAGCCCUCGUGGGGCAGCCCAGCCACGGCCCCCUACAGCCUCGAAACCCUGAAGGGCGGCACCAUCCUUGGCACCCGCACCUUGAAAGGGACGAGCUGCUGCCUUUUCGGGAGGCUUGCUAGCUGUGACGUGUGCCUGGAGCAUCCUUCCGUGUCCCGGUACCAUGCGGUGCUACAGCACCGGGGGUCUGAUCCCGACGGAGAAUCUGACAGUCCUGGGCAGGGCUUCUACCUCUAUGAUCUGGGAAGUACCCAUGGUACUUUCCUCAACAAAACUCGCAUCCCGCCCCGCACGUACUGUAGAGUCCACGUUGGGCACGUUUUCCGCUUUGGAGGCAGCACCCGGCUGUUUAUCCUUCAGGGACCAGAGGAAGACCGAGAGGCAGAAUCUGAGCUAACAGUAACACAGUUGAAGGAACUGCGCAAACAGCAACAGCUGUUACUGGAGAAGAUGAUGUUGGGGGAAGACUCUGAUGGAGAGGAGGAAACAGAUACCACGGAAGGGAAGAGAAAGGCCCAAGAUGAUGAGAUGGGUUGCACGUGGGGAAUGGGCGAGGAUGCUGUAGAGGAUGAGGCUGAAGAGAACCCCAUUGCCUUGGAGUUUCAGCAGGACCGGGAGGCAUUUUAUAUAAAGGAUCCAAAGAAGGCUCUCCAAGGCUUCUUUGACAGAGAAGGAGAAGAAUUAGAAUAUGAAUUUGAUGAGCAGGGGCAUAGCACUUGGCUCUGCAGAGUGAGAUUACCUGUAGAUGACUCAACUGGGAAGCAGCUGGUGGCUGAGGCCAUUCACUCAGGAAAGAAAAAAGAAGCGAUGAUACAGUGCUCACUGGAAGCUUGUCGCAUCCUUGAUACAUUGGGAUUGCUGCGGCAGGAAGCAGUAUCCCGGAAAAGGAAAGCCAAGAACUGGGAAGAUGAAGAUUUUUAUGAUAGUGACGACGAUACGUUCCUUGACCGGACUGGCCUGGUCGAGAAGAAGCGUUUGAACCGGAUGAAGAAGGCUGGGAAGAUUGACGAGAAGCCGGAAACUUUUGAAUCCCUGGUUGCAAAGUUAAAUGAUGCUGAAAGGGAACUCUCUGAAAUUUCUGAAAGGCUCAAGUCAUCAAGCAAAGCUCUAUCAGAAUCAUCAUCUCAGGAUUCUUUAGAUGCAUUCAUGUCAGAAAUGAAAUCAGGGAGCACAUUAGAUGGUGUGUCCCGGAAGAAACUUCACCUGAGGACUUUUGAACUAAGGAAAGAACAACAGAGGCUUAAAGGGUUAAUAAAACUUGUAAAGCCAGCAGAGAUCCCAGAACUAAAAAAGACGGAACUUCAGGCUGCAAAUACUGAAAACAAAGCUAAGAAACUUGUAUUACCUCUCUUUGGUGCCAUGAAAGGAGGAAGCAAGUUCAAGUUAAAAACUGGAACAGUAGGGAAGUUGCCGCCCAAGCGUCCAGAACUCCCCCCAGCGUUAAUGAAAAUGAAGGAUGAACCUGAAGUCGAAGAGGAGGAGGAAGAGGAGGAAGAGGAGGAGAAAGCAAAGGAGGAGCAGGAAGAACAAACGGAGGAUGGAAGCAGCAGGCUGCCUCAAGAGACAGAGAUGGAGCUGGAGAGAGCAGUGCCGGACCCGUGGGCUCGCACAGAUCCCUCUGGCUCCAGGGAGACAGAAAGCCACGAAACCAUGUCUCAACUCAGCCAAGCGGAACAGAGUAAAGAUCAUCAGGAGAUGGGCAAAAUAGCUUCGUCAUGUGAGGACCCCUCAGUAGCACCAGAGAAUGACUGUGGAAGGACCAGAGAUGAGCUGAAGACAAAGAAAGCCCCCGGUCCCGGCAAAUUCCCACCCAUACUGUCUUCCAAAUACCCCGAAGAUGAUCCAGACUACUGUGUGUGGGUUCCACCUGAAGGUCAGAGCGGGGACGGCAGAACCCAUCUGAAUGACAAGUAUGGCUAUUGACUGGUUCCCAGUCUCUCAGGAAGAGCUCGUGGACAAGCACAGGGUGUUUGGGGUGAUGCAGCCAGUCAUGCCAGGGACGUUCAUUGGACCGUUCGUGAGAUGGGGUGACCGCCCUUUUCCCCUGUAGCCAUUGGAUUCUCCUGAACUGUGCUGUGUAUAUUUAAGUGUGUGUGUAUAUAUGUAAAAAGGAACAGUGGACACUGAAAACUAGUAAAAUAAGAGACAUGACCCUA
Messenger RNA from Onychomys torridus (southern grasshopper mouse), 2678 nucleotides. RefSeq names its product solute carrier family 4 member 1 adaptor protein (gene Slc4a1ap). The record is from RefSeq and is a predicted model, not a curated record. The transcript is spliced from 14 exons. Bases 217 to 2445 code for a protein of 742 amino acids. Gene Ontology annotation, molecular function: mRNA binding; protein binding. NCBI's taxonomy places the organism in Eukaryota, Metazoa, Chordata, Mammalia, Rodentia, Cricetidae.